UCGAGCUGGGAGCCGCCGAAGCUUGUCUGGACGCCACACGGUGCUUGGCACUUCGGUUAGCCAAUAGGAACCAAAAGGUCUAUUUGAAUCGGCCAAUGCUGGUGGGGAUAAGGGCGGGGCUUGUGAGCUCUAUAAAAGUGGCUGCGGGCCAGGCAGGCGGUGGGGGAGGUUACGGUAGCGGUGGUUUUCGCAGCGUUUGGAGCCUGCCCUGCACACCUCGGGUCUGACCAGUUCAUCGUUGUGCUCCUGCGCCAGCCUACCCCGCUCCUCGGCGCCAUGACCACCACCACCACGUUCAAGGGUGUCGAUCCCAACAGCAGGAAUAGCUCCCGGGUUUUGCGGCCUCCAGGUGGUGGAUCCAAUUUUUCAUUAGGCUUUGAUGAACCCACAGAGCAGCCUGUGAGGAAGAACAAAAUGGCUUCCAGCAUCUUCGGGACACCUGAAGAAAAUCCCCCUUCUUGGGCCAAGUCAGCAGGUGCCAAGUCUAGUGGGGGCAGGGAAGACUUGGAGUCAUCUGGACCCCAGAGAAGGAACUCCUCGGAAGGAAGCACUGGAGACUUCUUCGACUUGAAGGGAGAAGGUGACAUUCAUGAAAAUGUGGACACAGACUUGCAAGCCAGCCUGGGGUCCAGCGAAGAGAAGCCUGUGCCCGCCGCGCCCGUGCCCAGCCCCGUGGCCCCGGCGCCCGCGCCGUCCCGGAGAAACCCCCCUGGCGGCAAGUCCAGCCUGGUCUUGGGUUAACUCCCUGUCCUGAACUCUGUCGUUUUGUUUGUUCGUUUUUCUCCAUGCUUGUGAACUGCACAACUUGAGCCUGACUGUACAUCUUUUGGAUUUGUUUCAUUAAAAAAGAAGCACUUUA
Molecule: messenger RNA, 859 nt
Organism: Chinchilla lanigera (long-tailed chinchilla)
Lineage: Eukaryota; Metazoa; Chordata; Mammalia; Rodentia; Chinchillidae
Gene: Jpt1
Product: hematological and neurological expressed 1
Exons: 5
Coding region: 277-741 (154 amino acids)
Cellular component (GO): nucleus
Source: RefSeq, a predicted model, not a curated record